AUGUUUGCGCAUUCAGUCUGUAAACUUCAACUCAAAAAGAUAAUCAACAUGAAUCAGGAGAAACUCGCCAAACUUCAGGCUCAAGUGCGGAUAGGAGGAAAGGGCACAGCUCGCAGAAAGAAGAAGGUUGUUCACAAAACCGCCACAGCCGACGACAAAAAACUCCAGAGCUCUUUGAAGAAACUGGCCGUGAACAACAUCGCAGGAAUAGAAGAGGUGAACAUGAUCAAAGACGACGGGACGGUGAUCCACUUCAACAACCCCAAAGUGCAGGCCUCGCUGUCCGCCAACACCUUCGCCAUCACGGGCCACGCCGAGACCAAGCAGCUGACAGAGAUGCUCCCGGGCAUCCUGAGCCAGCUCGGGGCCGACAGCCUCUCCAGCCUCCGCAAACUGGCAGAGAGCUUCCCCCGGCAAGCGAUGGACAUGAAAGCAGUGAAGGAGCAGAUCAUCGAAGAGGACGAGGACGACGUACCAGAUCUCGUGGAGAACUUUGACGAAGCCUCCAAGAACGAAGCGAACUGA
Knipowitschia caucasica is the source of this 525-nucleotide messenger RNA. Lineage: Eukaryota; Metazoa; Chordata; Actinopteri; Gobiiformes; Gobiidae. The record is from the annotation of a GenBank genome assembly.